GAUACAUUGCGGUUUUGAUCCUUUCAAAUACGGCCUGGUUAUUUAACCUACGUUAGGUUAGGGCGCACUGUUAGCUAGCAAGCCAUCAUUCGUCUGUUUGGCCAAAUACUUAUUAUUUUCCACGGUUUAUUUAGAGGUAUUCCCACUUGACGAUAGUGCAAUGUCGUCGUGGGCACCAGGCGGCAGACGGCCUCAACCCAACCCAAAUGGAGGCAGUGUUAAACCUCUUCGGCCUUUUCGAAGACCAGCACCAUACCCCGUGAGAGAAGACAGGACCGACGACCACAAGGAUUCUGAGAGUUACGAGGAGUUGGACCAACAGCAUGACUACUCCGGUAACAAUAUGGACUAUGAAGGAUAUCAACAUCAACAAAAUGCUUCUCCCAAAGUUUACAAUGCAGCUGACAAACGUAGCGCCCUCUACCAGCGGUUCUAUAAGCAACUCCAGGAGAAGACACCUGCCGACUGUGUGGUUCUGUCUGUGAGCAACCAGAGCACGGAUUACCCCAAAUCUAUAGGCCACUGUUUGCAGGACCGUGGCCUCUCGGUGGAAAUGAUUUACCUGCAGGCGGAGUCGGGCCUGACCCGGGCCCUACAAGAUGUCCGCUCCGACGGUUCCCCCUUAUGUAUUCUCGUCGAACAGACUAACGUAGCUCUGUCCUCGUGCACAGUAAUCAUAUUUUCAGAAUCCCUCAAAAUCCACCGCAACAUGCCCAAGGACCAUGCCAUGGACUUUGUGAUGGCGGAAUAUGGCCGUGGGCUUGGGGAGCGGACGCAGCAGAAGGACCCUGCAGAAACAGGGGCGCGGGCGGCCGAGCUGGUGGAUGACUACCUGGAGAGAGAGAAAGUGGAGAGGCAUGCUGUGCCCUCUGACACCCGCCAGCUGCUCUUCUUCCUGGCCGAGGGAGUCCACCUGUACCCCGAGGAGAUGAGCACCAUCGCGGAGUAUCUUCGCAACCGCCAGGACCAUCUGCAAGCCACGUCUGAGACUGGUGAUGGCCCCCGGCCUGAGAGGAAGAAGAUGUUGCCUCCAGGUUUAGGAAAACCUCCACCGCUGCUACCCACCCCCUCAGGCCCUCAUAGCAGAGAGCCACACCCUGGGAUGGGAGAGCACCCUGCCACCCCCCUCAUGACUCCAGGCUCAUACCCCAAGACCAAGCCGCCUCCACUGCUGUCCAUGCACCAGGGACAGGGGCUAUCUCAUCGUCCCCCUCAUGGUCCCCCUCCCCCUCAUGGCCCCCACGGUCCACUACCUCGAGGACCCUCACACCACCAUGGCCCCCCUCCCCCCCGAGGGCCCCCUCCCCCCCGUGGUCUUCCACAGAGUGGCCCCAUGCCCCCACACGGCACCAGAGGAGCCCCACCAUCACUGAAGAGCCUUCACAUGGGACCCCAGCCUGGGCUGCUCCCCUGUCCAGGUGGUCUGCCUCCACACCCUAACACACCCAGGCGCUGAGAGAAGAACACCUCUUGACCACCAUGGACAGACAGCAGAAAGCAUUAGAGCUGAUCAGGAAACACUGUCAUACUGGCCUGAGGAGUGGGAUCUCCUUCAGCUCAGUGCCCUGCUGCUGCUCUCUCAGGACCCCACACUACCACUCCUUAUCUCAGAGCCCUGUAUAGAUCGUCUCUGUCUCUGCAUCCAUAGUUUAGCAAGCUGAAAUUGAAUUUUAUUUCACUAUUUGGGAGUUCAGAGCUCAAUUUUUAUGAGUGUUUGAGUUGACCCACAAUAAUGUUCAGGAGCCAAGUCAGAACAAAUAACAUCUUAUUUUUUGUAUUGCAUUCUCAGAUUCUUUUUUUUUUUUUUUUUUUUUUUUAAUCUGAAAAUUGGCUAUCAAAUAUUAUAAUAAACAAUAGAUUAAAGGCUAAUCAAUCUCAUAUCUUUUGCGAUCAUCUCAUCACACUCAAUGGUCUGUCUUUGGAACCCAGAUUUGUCCUAGGAGGAUAUGAUGCCAGUAUGCUAUCAAUUUAAGAACAUAGUAAGCAAUUCAUGGUAAAGUCUGCACCUGUUGUAUUUGGCGCAUGUGACAAAUAUAAUUACAUUUUAAUCUCGUGAUAAAUAUGAAGGUGAUAUGUUCAGGAGCAGGUCUGAGCAUGUGGUUAUCAGCUUCAGUAUUUAUUUUGUUAACUAAGUAAAUUGGUAAUGAUACUGGAGUAAAAUUAGCUAAUUAACAAGAACGGAACUCCGUUUCUUAGGCUCUAUUUAAAAAAAAAUUCUGCAGGUGUUUUAUUAGAAUAAAACAUUCCAUUUUAGCUUUUUAAGUUGGCGGUCUGAGAGAAAUUAAUGCUGUUUUAGAGAACUUAAUGUUAAUUCCUUUUUCUGUGUUAUCUCCCAUGAUCAAAUAAAAAAUGUAGCACCAAUCAUCA
Molecule: messenger RNA, 2367 nt
Organism: Salvelinus namaycush (lake trout)
Lineage: Eukaryota; Metazoa; Chordata; Actinopteri; Salmoniformes; Salmonidae
Product: nuclear receptor coactivator 5-like
Exons: 9
Coding region: 161-1456 (431 amino acids)
Source: RefSeq, a predicted model, not a curated record